Molecule: messenger RNA, 9436 nt
Organism: Oncorhynchus kisutch (coho salmon)
Lineage: Eukaryota; Metazoa; Chordata; Actinopteri; Salmoniformes; Salmonidae
Gene: shank1
Product: SH3 and multiple ankyrin repeat domains 1
Exons: 17
Coding region: 45-5714 (1889 amino acids)
Cellular component (GO): postsynaptic membrane; postsynaptic density; dendritic spine
Molecular function (GO): synaptic receptor adaptor activity; ionotropic glutamate receptor binding
Source: RefSeq, a predicted model, not a curated record
GGGAGCAGGAGAAGGGAGGGGGAGCAGGAGAAGGAGCAGGAGGGAUGGGGUCAGUCAGCAGCAAUACGGUUACGGCAGCAGGGGGCCAGCGGAGGCGUCUCUACAGCGCCGUCCCAGGACGUGUGUUUGUGGCCACGCGUUCCCACUCCGCCCAGGGAGACAGAGAGAUUAGCAUCAGCAAGGGAGACAAAGUCAAAGUGCUAAGUGUGGGCGAGGGAGGGUUCUGGGAGGGCACAGUUAAGGGACGGACCGGCUGGUUCCCCUCAGACUGUGUAGAGGAAGUGGCAGUCCGUAGCCAGGACAACCGCUCAGAGAGCCGCAGUGAGAAAGCCAAGAGACUGUUCCGCCAUUACACCGUGGGCUCCUAUGACAGCUUCGACGCUCCCAGUGACUAUAUCAUCAAGGAGAAGACAGUGCUUCUGCAGAAAAAAGACAGUGAGGGUUUUGGCUUUGUGCUGAGAGGAGCCAAGGCUCAGACCCCCAUCGAGGAGUUCACUCCCACCCCAGCCUUCCCAGCACUGCAGUACCUGGAGUCUGUCGAUGAAGGAGGCGUGGCCUGGAGAGCCGGUCUGAGAAUGGGAGACUUCCUCAUUGAGGUGAAUGGUCAGAAUGUGGUGAAGGUGGGACACAGGCAGGUGGUCAACAUGAUCAGGCAAGGUGGAAACGCCCUCAUGGUCAAGGUUGUCAUGGUGACACGCAACCCUGACAUGGAGGAUGGCCAGAGAAAGAAAAUCCCCCAGCAGAGUAAAAGACUAAGCACUCCGGCCAUCGCUCUCCGCUCCAAAUCCAUGACCUCAGAACUGGAGGAGAUGGUGGAGAGAGCUGCUACCCCCUGGAAAAAGAAUUCAGAAUUCGAGACUUCACAAGUUACAGAGAAGAAGAGGACAGUCUAUCAGAUGGCUUUGAAUAAGCUAGAUGAGAUCCUGGCAGCAGCUCAGCAGACAAUCAGCACCAAUGAGGGGCAAGGGACGCGGGGUCAGGGGGCAAGGAGAGACAGGAGCCGGGGCUCCUUUUACGCCAAUGAGCCAAAUUACGACCAGUCAGAAAUGGGGAUGACCGGGCUGGGCUAUGACCGCGCCCACUUCACAUCAGGCCACGCCCCUCCACACGGUAUGCUGCGACAGAAAUCCAUCGGGGUGACUGAAGAGGAGAAGUCCCAUCUCAAUCCUCCGGCCAUGAAGUUUGCCCGAAGUCUCUCGGUUCCCGGCCCAGAUGACAUCCCCCCGCCCCCCACCACCGCCCCGCCAGACCCCCCCUUCUCCUCCGCCCCACCGCUGGGCUGGAGAGGGGGCAAGUCUUCCCAGCAGCCCUCUGUGGCUGUGUCCCAGUCCACCUCCACAGCAGCCCACUACCAGCUCUACUCUCAGUCUGUGCACUUCACCCACGGGGGCCGCGAAAUGGCAGGGGGGCCCAGUACCGGCGCUGGAGGAGGAGGGGUGGACCACACGCACCAGUACUCUAAUGCCCCCGCCCACGCCGCUCAGAGCAGGACUGCCUCUAGGAAAGGGGGCUACCCAGGGGAGCCUGUUGGAUCAGGAGGGGGAGGAGGAGUGGGGGGGGGCAAGGCUGCAGGUCUAAGGAGGGGCUACAGUAACGCCGCCCCACCUUCAGGCAGUGCCACAGUGAUGCCCCAGCAGCAGCAGACCACCCAGAGCCAGCCGCAGAGGGCAGACCGCAGUGCGGCUGGGGGGGCUGGAGAGGGAGUACCUAAAGGAGGGGGGGCGCGGAGAGGGAAGGGCCCUCUGGUAAAGCAGUCCAAGGUGGACGACUUGCGGGCUGGCCAGGGCACGCUGGGGGGCAAGGCCCCAGUGGAGAAGAGCUCCAUCCCCAUCCCCACCAUCAUAGUCAAGGCCCCCUCCAUCAGCAGUGGCAGUGGCCGCAGCAGUCAGGGCAGCAGUGUGGAGGCUGAGCCCACCCCCCCAGGGGAGACCGACAGAACCCAACCCCCCCACGGACCCCCUUCCACCCCAGCCCCGCCACCCCCUGCUCCUCCCUCCAUCCCGGCCCCUCCACCACCUUCCCUCCGAGGCCAGGAUAGUGACUUCACCAGCCAGUUUGGGGCGGCCAUCGUGGGCGCAGCCCGCCGGGACAGGGAACGCUUCCAUGAGGCCCGCAGGAAGAGCGCCUCCAUCUUCAUGUCUGCUGAGGAGGAGGUGGGGCCAGGGGGAGGAGGAGGAGGAGGGGGGGCAGGUAGGACACAGACCUCUCAGCAGCAGCAGUUCAGCCCCCAAUCCGGUGCCACCCCCCCACGCCUCCGGCCCUCCAAGUCCAUCGACGAGGGCAUGUUCUCUGGGGACACCUUCAUCCACCACACCCGCAGCAUGCCCCCUGCCUUCGGCCUGCCAGAGUACUCUUCCCCGGCUCCAGACUACCAGCCCAAGUCUGUUCCGGCUGACUUCUACGGGGCGUCAAGCCGGCAGCAGGUCCCCUCUGGCACCACCUUCAUCCACCCCCUGACAGGAAAGGUCCUGGACCCCUCGUCCCCCCUGGGUCUGGCCCUGGCUGCCAGGGAGCGGGCCCUGAAGGACGACGGCAGGAUGAGGAGGGAGAGAGGGACCGAGCACCAGUUUGUACGACAGAUGUCCAGUGUGGUGACAUUCCCCUCCCAGGCCACCUCACCCACACCGGCUUCCUCAGCCACCCAUUCCUCCAGCUCCUCCUACCUGGUCACCUCCUCAUCCCUAGCCGCCACCACCUCCUCCACCAGCCGACCCCCUUCCCCUAGGAUCCUCAGGGGUGCAGGCUGGGGCGAGGAGGGGGGAGGAGGGGAGCGGGAGAGGGAGGGUGGCGGGGCCAGAGAGGGGCUGAGGGUGCGCUUCUCUGAGGACAAAACAGUCCACACACAUCACUACCAGUCCCAGCACUACCAACCCUCCUACAGGGAAGAAAGACAGAGGGAGAGGUCGAGAGAGAGGGAGAGGUCGAGAGAAAGGGAGCGGGACAGAGAGGGGUACAUGAGGCAGCAGACAGCCCCUAGCCAGCAGCCCCCUCAGCUGUCGUCCCAGCAGCCUCGCCAGGCCUCGUUUCUGAGGAUGGAGAGUGAGGCAGGCUACAUCCUGUCUCUCACCCCUCCAUCUCCCCCCGCUACAGCCGCCCCGUCUCACCCUCAGGGGGGAGGGGGUUCCGGGGGCAGUGGCCUCAUGGUUCUGCCGCCCCCUGCCCCCUCUGUGGAUGUGGAUGAUGAGUUUGUGUUUGCUGACCCACUGCCCCCUCCGCUGGAGUUUGCCAACAGCUUUGACCGGGGUGGAAUGUCAGGUUACACACACCGUGCCAUUAUCAACAACCUGGCCUCACGCCAGCAGCAGCCCCCACCCCCUCCCCCUCCUCCCCCACCACCCCCUCCAAAAGACAUGUUUAUCAGUGGGUUCCCGGCCCACACCCCCCUACCCUCCCCACAGGCGGGGGACUCUACCACCUCCAGCCUUACCUCCUAUGACAGUGAGGUGGCCAACCUGACCCAGUCAGGAAACUCCCCCACUCAGACAUCACCCAACCCCCUUCCUCCACCCUCACCCUCCAGCCUCCAGCUCACAGGACCCCCGCCUCCUCCCUCUGUCUCCCCCCCACCCCCACCCAGCUCCUUUCACAGACCCUCCCUUGCCAUGACCCACUCUCACCACCUCUACAACAGCACGCACACCGGGCGCUCCUCUCCUUCCCAUGGGCGCUCCUCCCCCACUCCUCCUCCCAAAGGUCGCUUCUCCCCCACCCAGGGUCGCUUCUCCCCCACCCAGGGUCGCUCCUCCCCCACCCAGGGUCGCUCCUCCCCCACCCAGGGUCGCCCCUCCACCAUCCAUAGGAGCUCAUCCCCCACCCCUCCUCCCCACUCCAUUGCAGGUUCCCCAUCCUACCGUGGUCCCCCUCCCAUCUCCUCCACCGCAGCCUCCUCUGGCCCCUUCCGGGGCUCUGCAGCCCUGACUUCCACUGCUCCCUGUACCACCACCACCACCACCACCGCUGCCACCACCACGAGGACCUCAGUCCAGCCCCACCAGGACAGGACACACCCAGCCCCCUCUGGUUCUACAGUGGCCGGCCGCAGGAUAGGGGAGCACCACCCUCACCCCACAGCCAAGGCAGGGGAGUCCCAGGAGACGGUGGUGGACUCUGGGAUAGAGGAGCUGGACAGCCGCAGCAGCAGUGACCACCACCUGGACAACAUCCUGGCCAUGAGCGGAGGAGCCAGAGAGAGGCUGGAAGAGAGGCUGGAGAGAGGGAGGGAGGGAGGAGGAGGAGGGGAGGGAGACAGGGCGGGAGGAGCAGACCUCCUGGAGUCGUACAUGAGCUACCUGGACGGACAGACGUUUGACAUGCACAACGCCACAGCCGCCGUCUCCACCUACCCCAAAUCAGGCAGGUUCAGGGAGGGGGGGCGUGCGGCCGAACUACGCAGAGAGACCGGUACCGCCCCGCCCUCCUUCCAGUCACACAGACGGAGGGAGGAAGAGGAAGAGGAGGAGGAGGGCGAGGAAGGAGAGGAGGAGGACGAUGGAGGACGGGAGGGUUAUGGGAUGACACAGAAUUUGGGGCGUCCCACGUCACCAUACUUUGACCGGCCCCGGACCCCUGAGAUGAAGCCUCUGUGGGGGUCAGAGGGUCAGUUAGUAGGGGACCAGGGGACCUACCUGGAGGGCCGGAGGCUGUACCCCCCCAUAUCCAGCAUGAAGGCCAGCAUCAUCAAUGAGCUCAGCAACAAACUGCAGCAGAGAGGGAGCCAGAGAUCACUAAGUAGACACAGAAACAGGUUUUCAGAAGACUCUGCCUCGGCCCUGAGCCCCCCCUCAGUUCGUUCCCUGUCCCCCUCCCCUAUCCACCACUCCCAGCCCGCCCUGUCCCUGUCCCCCACCCCUUCCUCCCAGUACCCCAACUGGAACCGUCCCCCGUCCCCCCAGCCCCCUGUGGCUGCCGUACAGCCCCCUCCGCGCUCCCACUCCCCCCUGUCCUCCCCCACCUACUCCCCUUAUCCCACCUCCCCUAAACACCGGCCUGUGUAUCGCACCAAAGCCCUGGAGUUCCAGUUCAUUCCAAGUAGAGAGUCCAGGAAGGCAGAGUCCCACCACCUGCAGCGUAGGAGAGCCCCCAGUCCCCUCAUCUCCCCCUCAGAGAGGCCCAAACUGGGUCCCCCCCGCCCCUCCUCCCUCCCCCUCCUCCCCACCACACCCCUCUACAGCAGCCUCUACGAGCUCCGCGGCUCUAUGACCCCGCCCUCGCCCGCUAACCACAUGGGGGACCCCUACUUCUCCCCUUCCCCUCCUCUCUUCGCCCCCUCUGGCGCCCCUCCUCCCCCAAACGCCUCCCUGUUGGUGUCUCGCUCUCUCUCCCCCACACACUUUUUAUCUGGUAGCUCAUCCCCUCCCCUGCACCCUCUCCCCGCUCCCCCCUGCCUGAGCUACCCCCACCUCCCUCCCCCAUCCCCCUCCAAGCCCUUUGCCUCCAAGCCACUGCCUUAUUGGACCAAAUACGACGUGGCUGAUUGGCUGGGAUACCUGAACCUGGGCGAGCACAGGGAGCAUUUCCUGGACAACGAGAUCGACGGCACUCACCUGCCCUCCCUCACCAAGGAGGACUAUCUGGACCUGGGGGUGACGCGUGUUGGACACCGCAUGAACAUUGACCGUGCUCUGAAGAGAGUGACUGACAGGCUCUCCAGCUCUCCUUUUCCCAUUUCUGCUCUGUCACCACGAGGAAGAAGGGAUGAUGGGAGUCGGAGCUGAGAAGACAAACAGAAAGAGAAAGGAGGGGGGAUGGAGUCAGUGAGGGAACAGGAGAGAGAGAGGCCACAACUGCUGCUAUCCAUGAGGGAUUCACACAACAAAAGCAGAGGACCUGAUUUCACCCAGAGGGAGGACCGAUCAGGAAAAGAGAGGGGAAAUGAGGGAUGGAACAAGGGCUGACCAAUGCCUGGUACUCAGGGCCUGGUAGCUGACUCACACAGAUACACUCGCAUGCACACAAAUACAGUAACACACACAAGCACUGACUCUAAUGUCAACACACACAAACACUACAAGGAUGGAAUGACUGAAUGUAGAUUGAGGCAACAAAUAACAAUAGGAGUAAAAUAGUGACAAAACUUAGCCCAAAAUAUUGAGAGAAACAAUCAAAUGUUGUUUAGCUUUUUCAUCUGAGCAGUUCAUAGUGUUGUUGGGGAAAGAGAGAAUGAGGAUUGUCCUCAUUAUUAACACUAGUUAGAGCUUUCUCCACCUGUCUUCUCUGGGUAGCUGUAGUUCCUCCUCUCUACCCUAGGGUUAGGUAGCUCCUCCUCUCUACCCUAGGGUUAGGUAGCUCCUCCUCUCUACCCUAGGAUUAGGUAGCUCCUCCUCUACCCUAGGAUUAGGUAGCUCCUCCUCUCUACCCUAGGGCUAGGGUUAGGUAGCUCCUCGUCUCUACCCUAGGGUUAGGGUUAGGUGCCUCCUCCUCUCUACCCUAGGGUUAGGUAGCUCCUCCUCUCUACCCUAGGGUUAGGUAGCUCCUCCUCUCUACCCAAGGGUUAGGGUUAGGUAGCUGUAGUUCUUCCUCUCUACCCAAGGGUUAGGUAGCUCCUCCUCUCUACCCAAGGGUUAGGGUUAGGUAGUUCCUCCUCUCUACCCAAGGGUUAGGGUUAGGUAGCUGUAGUUCCUCCUCUCUACCCUAGGGUUAGGUAGCUCCUCCUCUCUACCCAAGGGUUAGGGUUAGGUAGCUCCUCCUCUCUACCCAAGGGUUAGGGUUAGGUAGCUCCUCCUCUCUACCCAAGGGUUAGGGUUAGGUAGCUGUAGUUCCUCCUCUCUACCCAAGGGUUAAGUAGCUGUAGUUCCUCCUCUCUACCCAAGGGUUAGGGUUAGGUAGCUGUAGUUCCUCCUCUCUACCCAAGGGUUAGGUAGCUCCUCCUCUCUACCCAAGGGUUAGGGUUAGGUAGCUGUAGUUCCUCCUCUCUACCCAAGGGUUAAGUAGCUGUAGUUCCUCCUCUCUACCCAAGGGUUAGGGUUAGGUAGAUGUAGUUCCUCCUCUCUACCCUAGGGUUAGGUAGCUGUAGCUCCUCCUCUCUACCCUGAGGUUAGGUAGCUGUAGCUCCUCCUCUCUACCCUAGGGUUAGUUAGCUGUCUAGCUCCUCCUCUCUACCCUAGGGUUAGUUAGCUGUCUAGCUCCUCCUCUCUACCCUAGGGUUAGUUAGCUGUCUAGCUCCUCCUCUCUACCCUAGGGUAAGGAUUAGGUACAGUAGCUGUCUAGCUUGACUGUUGUUGGCUCCAUAGCUGGCUGUUUGCUCAGAUGUGUUCAGUUUCAGUAGAGACUCCCCUUACAGUUAGUGGAGUGCAGUCAAUGAAACCCUGUGUGAGUGAAUAGAAAUGUUAAGAGCUCUUUGUCUGAGUGAAUGUCAUUGCUGGAGCGAGUUAUUGGGAUGAAUAUUCAUGUCCAUAUUCUGUAGUUCAGAAUAUGGGCAUGAAUGAGACAAGGUGGCAGCCUACAUGCAUGUCUUGGGUAAUGUCGUAGGUGGAGCACCUCUAGUAGGGGUCAGUGUGUCAUCAGCGGAGCCCCUACCUGUUGUACUGAAUGAUAUGACUUGUCCCCUGUUGGAAAGAGCUUGAUGGGUAAAUCCUCACUUGACUGUAGUGGCUGUGACUGGAGGAAACCUGUCAGUAUGACUGUGUGUGAUUGGUUGUCUGUUUUUACCUCACUAAUGGGACGGCUCCAUGCUCACUGAAGGCCCUUCGAUAAGGACCUGUAAACACAUUCUAUUUCUCUAUAGCUUCUUUAUCAUCUUAAGUCUUAUAACGGCAUAUUAUAUACAGACUGGUCACUGUAUUACAAAUCUGUAGCAAAAAUAAGUGCCCAGACCAACAGCAUAGAAAUAAACACACAGACAUGUACACCCUCUCACUCAAUACACAGAUCACUAUACUGGCACAUACAGAAAUACACACUUACAAAUGCUCAUGUAUGUAAUGUACACACAUAUUCACAUUCUCUCUGCCACACACACACACACACACACACACACACACACACACACACACACACACACACACACACACACACACACACACACACACACACACACACACACACCACACACACACACACACACACACUCUCUCUCUCUCUCUCUCUCUCUCUGUGUUUAUGUUAGAAUUAAUGGGACACCUUAAAUAUAUUUGUUUGGAUCCAAGAUGUAACUGAUACUAAAAGGGACUGUGAUUUCAGAGAUGGAGGGAAUACGUGACAUAAUCAGUAUCUCAUUGAAGAUUGACUCCAUUUAUACGAAAGACUUUCGAAGCAUCGAAGCAACUGCUUUUCAACCGUUCUAAAGUUCUCUGUGCAAGGGAUUGAGACUGAAAAGGAGGGGGGAGGGAAAGAGAAACAAACUGCCAAAUCUUCCUCUUUCCCACCCAAUCCCCCCACUCCUUCCAAAAACUCUUUCUACAGAAGCAUGAGAACAUAAACUGAGGCCCAAAUGAGUGGGAGGAGAGAUAUGUUCUGUUUUAAUACUACAAUUGUUCUUACAACAAUUUUUUAACUUAAGAUGGGUCUGGAAUACUGCUAUUGAUAUGAAGAGAAUUAUUGUUACUAUUAUCAUUACUAUCAUCGUCCUUACUGUUAUAAGGUGCAGUUCUCCUUUCUGCCUUUCAUGGCUGAGGUGGCGCUCUUUUGCAUUUUAGGCAAUGUAUUUUCAUAAUUUUGCCAGUAGUGUUAGUCGAUAUAAUCCUAUAAAAUUGUUAUCAUGAGAUUCAUGACUGUAGGUCAAACUAUGACACCAUGGUGUCUAACAAUUUAAAAUGUAUAUAAAUAUAAAACUAUAUUGUUACCUCCAAAAAUACAGAAAAAAUAUCUAUUUAGUUUGAUGUACAAAAUGCUUUACAUAUCAAGGCUUUUGUCUAGUCAUAAAACCACAUUUACUUUGCCCUCUUGUUUUGGUAUAAUAUUUUGAAAUGGUUUGACUGAUGUAUGCUUCAGAUUGACAUUGAGGCCUAGAUUCAAUCCGGAGGGUGGAAGACCCCCGUUAUAGCACGAUUGGCAUUUAAAGACAAUGUUCCUGCACUCCCAGAGACUGCAUUCACAGUAAACACUGCAUUUGUCGGCUCAAUUGGAAAUGACCUCUCAAUGUCAAUUGCGCUAUAACGAGAAUAUUCUGCGUUCUGGGUUGAAUCUAGCCCUAAAUAUAUUUUUAUGCAAGAAUUACUCUGCCAUCCAAGCUUCCUCUCACUUUGAGGCAGUGUCUGUGUAUAAAGCUGUGACUAUACGUAUCACUUUAAACCUCACUGUGUGGAAGCCAAAGUUAGAUUCACUACAUUGUCAUUAUUCACAUUAUUUUAUGCAGAUCAAGAUGUAGCUAUUGUGCCCUGGAAAUGGCCACUUGACAAACGGUAUUGUGAAAUAGAUGCAUAUAAUUAUUCACAUCAAAUUUGUUUCUAUUUUGUACAUUUCAAGUCAUUAUGGAUCAUUAAAGUAGUAUUUUAUUUGA